This is a messenger RNA of Botrytis cinerea B05.10, 1194 nucleotides long. It is a transcript of the gene Bcpax1, whose product is annotated as Bcpax1. Gene Ontology annotation, biological process: isoprenoid biosynthetic process. Lineage: Eukaryota; Fungi; Ascomycota; Leotiomycetes; Helotiales; Sclerotiniaceae. The coding region runs from base 68 to 1084 and encodes 338 amino acids. Gene Ontology annotation, molecular function: prenyltransferase activity. The record is from RefSeq and is a predicted model, not a curated record. The transcript is spliced from 3 exons.
GGAGGCAUCUUAGUCCAUAAUUGCUUCUGUAUUCUUGCGAAACCUUUUGAUAAGUUCUACAUGCAAGAUGUUUUUUGACUGGAUGAAACAGCCACAAUGGUGGUCAACUAGCAGUUCACCAGAUCUUAGAUCGAUUUCGAACGAGGCUGUACCUAAUGGAAUAUUGUGUCCAUAUGAGUACAUUCUCGAUGUAUACGGUCCUGGCCACUUUACCAAGAUUCUCCAAAUACUCGAUCCUGGCCUUGAAAAUAAUGACCCGAAGUGGUACCAACUCAUUCUCGAAAUCAUGGAUGCCAUCCAUUUCGGUGCAAUACUCGUGGAUGAUGUUGCGGAUAACAGUCAUCUCAGAAAGGGCCGCAUAGCCGCUCACAGAAUUUAUGGUACCGCAGAAACAAUCAACCGAGCUUACUUGCGAAUAUUCGAAGUCAUUGAGAAAUGCAGAUCUGCAAAGCCAUCAGCAAUUCCUGCAAUCUUAGACAAUCUGACCCAGAUACACAAAGGGCAGGAUGAAUCUCUUGUCUGGCGCAGGGAUGGAUUCGAUAAGGGGCUAGACAGAGCUGCAGCCUUGACCAGGUAUCGAGAGUGUGCCUCUCUCAAGACUGGAGCUUUGUUCCGCCUCAUUGGACAACUUGCCACAGGAAGUCACGAGAAGGAUCAACUGAUGAGUGAUUUUGGAUGGUACUGUCAACUGCAAAACGAUUGCAAAAACGUGUUCUCUUCCGACGUGGUUGCGGCUAAAGGAGCCUUGGCUGAAGAUUUAGCCAAUGGGGAGUACUCUUUCCCAAUUUUAGUUGCCCUCUAUUCAUCACCACGAAUCAAAACUGCAGUUGAAAAGGCAUUGUCGGCACGCCAGGGGGGAGAAUUCAAGGAACAUGUACACAAUGCGGCCAUGAUACUACAGGAAGAUGAGGUUCGAGGCUUGUGCCUCGGUGAGUUAGCAAUAUUGAGGGAAAACAAUUCAAUCUUUGCUUCGGUAUGGGGCCGCAAGGAAGGGAUGCUAGUUUCCCAAUCUGUCCCUGUAGCUGAGAAAGUCGGCAAAUCUAAAACCGGCUAUUUUGGGUUCGCGAAGAGGAUUUUUGUGUAGCAUUCAAACUUUUGCGAUGCUUCUGAAUGCAUUGAGUUAGCUUUUGAUUAUCAUCUAGAGUAUUGAUCACAUAAGAAGUGAGAUAAUUUUUUUGAAAGUAAUAUUUUACA